Molecule: messenger RNA, 3918 nt
Organism: Knipowitschia caucasica
Lineage: Eukaryota; Metazoa; Chordata; Actinopteri; Gobiiformes; Gobiidae
Source: the annotation of a GenBank genome assembly
AUGCGAGGAAACUCUGGUCGUCUUCAAGCUCUGUUCUGUAAAGAAGAGAUCUGUUCGGAGUUUAUGCGCAUUACUAUGAAGGACCUGUUGGAUACCUUCAUGAAUGCUCUAGAUGCCUAUUCCAUUCGACUGAUUAAACUCUUCCGGGCCAGAAAAGCUGCCUAUCAUAACGAAAUGGAUCUCCUUCUACAGGUAUCUGACAGCCAGGGACUACCCUUACUCGUUCGGGACACUGCGAGCAAGCUGUUUCGGACAUGCCUGGACACGGACCCAGUUGAGAGUAUCGCCAAGGAUAUGAAGGUUGGAAUCGUCAAAGUUCUGAAGGACUACACCGGACCUGCUGUAGAGCCCACUGUCAUCAAUAUUGCCAUUGUGCUGGAGGAGGACAUUGUUCUUGAUGAGCUGCUUCUGAUGGACUUAUGUAUGGACUCAAUAUGGAAUUUCCAAAGGAUCACAGCCCCUGAAACUACCACCAGCGACGGAUUAACCGACUACCAACAACCCACAUCACCGGAUAAGCCUGCACAAACCACUUGGAAGUCACUAGGAUCACGCCAAUAUAUUUCCAGGAUUGCAUACUACACAGAAUAUGACCGACACCUAGCAGCCGCGGUGGCAGCAGGGAAGACCAUGGCCACUGCCUACAUGGAGCCUAACCUGAACCACUCUUUUCUGGGAGCAAAGUCGCGGCUGAGCACCGGAGCAACGGACCGGACUGUGGCUGGAUCCGCGUCUGGAUCUGUGGACCGGGUCCUCAAAGUCUUCCACUACCACGAGACCAACACCGAACACAGCUGCUGGUAUUCCAACAUUCGAUAUGGAGACGCCACAGAUGUCCGGGGAAUCAUCCAGAAAAUUUUGGACAUCUACAAAGUGCGCUGGACGUCCUGCUUCGGGCUGCGCCUCAGUAACAUCUCUUCUAAGGACCAAGUGCACUGGCUGCACCCGGACUUGGGCGUGUCACAUGUGCGAGAGAAGUACGAACAGGCUCGGCAAAACGAAGAGUGGAGGUAUGAACUGAGGAUCCGAUAUCUCCCAAAGGGCUUUCUUCAACAGUUUACAGAAGACAAGCCAACACUGAACUACUUUUAUCAUCAGGUGAAAUACGACUACAUGACGGAACUCGGAGAUAAAGUGGAACAGGACCUUGCACUCAAACUCGGCUGCUUAGAAAUCAGGAGGUUCUUCAAAGAAAUGCGAGGGAACGCUUUGGAUAAAAAAUCUAACUAUGAACUACUAGAAAAAGACGUCGGUUUGAGGCGAUUUUUCCCUAAAGAGCUGCUGGAUUCAGUUAAGGCCAAAACGCUUCGAAAGCUGAUCCAGCAGACGUUCAAACAAGUGGCCAACCUCAAUGACGAACAGUGCAUCAUGAAGUUUUUGGAGAUCCUGACUCCGGUUUACCGCUAUGACAAAGAGUGCUUUAAAUGUGCCCUGGGGUCCAGCUGGGUGAUCCAGGUGGAGCUGGCUAUUGGACCAGAGGAAGGGAUCAGCUACCUCACUGACAAGGGGUCCACUCCGACCCAUCUAGCAAACUUUAACCAGGUGCAGUCCAUCCAGUACUCGUGCAUGGAGGAGAAGGAGCGAAAAGGCAUGAUCCAACUCAAUGUGGCUGGAGCUGCAGAGCCUCUGACGGUGACCACAGCCUCCCUAACCACGGCCGAAAACCUGGCGGAUUUGAUUGAUGGCUACUGUCGGCUCGUAUCCAUGGAAACGCAUUCCUUCAUUGUCCGGGUCCAGAAAGGUAUAGCGCUGGAUGAUAUUAAAGAGGGAGAGAGAGCUCUACCAUCUCUUCCAAAAGUCCCAGCUGCUGUUUUUGUUUACUUCCUCACCUCAUCUAUCCAGCCAUUCACCCACUUUUCUCUCUCUGUCGUCCGAUUGGUUCAAGAUUUCAUGACUUCGACGCCUCCUAAGCCAACCAAGGCGCGGCGAUUCCUCCUCCCCUUUGUCUUCUGUUCAGUCUCUCCUCCCAAUGAUUAUGAAGACCUAAGAAAGCUAGUUACUGAAACCGACGACUACGCAGAGAUAGUUGAUGAGGAGGAUACAUACACGAUGCCCUCAAUCAGCUAUGGAGUUGUUGAAGCGCGGGACUAUGAGAUCCAGAGGGACAGGAUCGAGCUGGGGCGAUGCAUCGGGGAAGGACAGUUUGGGGACGUUCAUCAAGGAGUCUACAGUCUUCCGGACAAGCCGUCGCUUCCUGUCGCAAUUAAAACCUGUAAAAACUGCACUUCAGACAGCGUUCGAGAGAAGUUCCUCCAAGAAGCGCUGACCAUGCGGCAGUUCGACCACCCACACAUCGUAAAGCUCAUCGGGGUCAUCACGGAGAACCCAGUGUGGAUCAUCAUGGAGCUGUGCACCCUGGGAGAGUUGCGGUCGUUCCUUCAGGUGAGGAAAUACAGCCUGGACUUGGCCUCCCUCAUCUUGUUUGCCUACCAGCUCAGCACCGCUCUGGCUUAUCUGGAGAGCAAGCGCUUUGUGCACAGGGACAUAGCGGCUCGGAAUGUGCUGGUGUCCUCCAUCGACUGCGUGAUGCUGGGAGACUUCGGCCUGUCACGAUACAUGGAGGAUAGUUCUUAUUACAAAGCGUCUAAAGGCAAACUCCCCAUAAAGUGGAUGGCUCCUGAGUCAAUAAACUUCCGAAGAUUUACCUCUGCCAGUGACGUGUGGAUGUUUGGUGUGUGUAUGUGGGAGAUCUUGAUGUAUGGUAUCAAGCCGUUCCAGGGAGUGAAGAACAACGACGUGAUUGGUAGGAUUGAGAACGGCGAGCGAUUGGCUAUGCCCCCUCAGUGCCCGCCCACUCUGUACAGCCUGAUGACCAAGUGCUGGUCGUACGAUCCCAGCAAACGGCCGCGCUUCACGGAACUCAAGACACAACUGAGCACUAUCCUGGAGGAGGAGAAGCAGCAGAUGGAGGAGCGGCUGCGGAUGGAGCAGAGGCGACAGGUCACGGUGUCCUGGGACUCCGGAGGUCCUGACGAAGCACCGCCAAAACCCAGCAGACCCGGAUACCCCAGUCCCAGAUCCAGCGAGGGGUACUUCUCCAGCCCUCAGCACAACCACUUUCAAGCGCCUGGACUCGGAGGAGGCAGCUACCCACAGUCUGAGACUUGGAACCAGCACAGACCAGAGCACACGGCACUUUGGAGCAACAAUAUUGAGGACAAUGGGUGCGUGGGGCAGGUGCUUAUGGAGGAGAGGCUGAUGAUGCAGCAGCAGCAGAUGGAGGACGACCAGCGGUGGCUCGAGCAGGAGGAGAGCUUCAUGCAGAAGACCGAGGCGAGAAACAGCAGAGGGAGCAUCGAACGCGAAGACGGCAGCUUGCAAGCUCCGAGUGGGAGUCAACACAUCUAUCAGCCCAUCGGGAAACCGGAACCUGUGGCUCCUCCCAAAAAGCCUCCGCGGCCUGGUGCUCCUCUCCUGCCCAACCUGAACAGCCUGGCACCGGUGGAGAGCUACAAUGAAGGAGUGAAGCUGCAGCCUCAGGAGAUCAGCCCGCCCCCCACUGCAAACCUGGACCGCUCCAACGACAAAGUGUACGAGAACGUGACCGGUUUGGUAAAAGCCGUGAUCGAAAUGUCCAACAGGAUCCAGCCGGCUGCCCCAGAGGAGUACGUGCCGAUGGUCAAGGAAGUGGGUCUGGCUUUGAGGACGCUGUUGGCAACAGUCGAUGAAACUAUUCCCGUGCUUCCCGCCAGCACACACAGAGAGAUCGAGAUGGCUCAGAAGUUGCUGAACUCUGAUUUGGCAGAGUUGAUAUCGAAGAUGAAGUUGGCGCAGCAGUACGUCAUGACAAGUUUACAAAAGGACUACAAGAAGCAGAUGUUGAUGGCGGCUCACGCUCUCGCCGUCGACGCCAAGAACUUACUAGAUGUAAUCGAUCAAUCGCGACUCAAGAUGAUUACCCAGCCCCGCCCACAUUAG